This is a messenger RNA of Jaculus jaculus (lesser Egyptian jerboa), 2353 nucleotides long. Its product is annotated as hibernation-associated plasma protein HP-20-like. Lineage: Eukaryota; Metazoa; Chordata; Mammalia; Rodentia; Dipodidae. Gene Ontology annotation, molecular function: protein binding. The transcript is spliced from 6 exons. The coding region runs from base 305 to 736 and encodes 143 amino acids. The record is from RefSeq and is a predicted model, not a curated record.
UGUGGCCAAGGCAGAGAUUCCAGAAACAAAGGCUGAGGCUGCCAAGCUGCUGCUCUCGCCCUGGUCAAAGUCAAGGUCCAGUCAGGGCAGAUGACCUCGGCCCUGCUUAGGAUUGGACAUGAGUCCUGCAGUAGCCCCAAGUCAGAUUGCGUGGAAAUAUCUAGAUAAAACCUGAAAAGGUGACUGUGCACCGCUGGAGAAGCCCCUGCUGCCAUGAAACUCUGACAGGGCCUCGCUUCUAGUCCACCAGCUGAGCAACGCUGGAGCCGUCACAUUUGGACUCAUUCAGCUCUUCUUCCCGAGAAUGACUGAUGUGUGGAGAUUGGCCAUAUCUGUUCUCAUGGCAAAUGUUCUCAAUGAUCAAUUAGGCUGCUAUGGACCUUCAAGGCCUUCAGGAUAUUCAGGAAUUAGAGGGCUUCCUGGACCUCCAGGUCCUAGAGGCCCUCCUGGACCUCAAGGUGUUCCGGGAUUUUCAGGCUUACCGAGAUCCAGUGGCCUUUAUGUAAUAUGCCCCUGUGGGAAAAACUCAGCCCUCAGUGUAAAGUUGAGUGGACGUCUUCCUGAAGCAUCCCAGCCUAUCAUCUUCACGGAGAUCUGGCACACUGAUCAGAGGGACGUUAAAGAGGACAAAGGCCUGUUUGUCUGCAAGGUGCCUGGGAACUCCUGCGUCAGCGUUGAUGCGGCGCUCCGUCACGGCAAGCAAAUUCUUGAAGCAAUAUGUUCAGAGAGAAUAUGACAAAUUGCAGUUAGAGAAAAGGGGAGAUGGAGAGCAAGUAGAUGCCUCAGCCAAUGUGAGCAGGUGUCUGGAUUUUGGCCACGUCUGUGUGAAUGGCUGUGAUGUGCUCUGGGGAUGAAAACAAUACUGUCAGUUGUGGAACGAGAGGACCUCCAGGUCCCCAAGGGCUUCCUGGCCAGUGAGAAAAAUAACGAACGACUGUCCCCAUCACCUUCCGUGCUCCGGGAUUUGAGUUUCCCACAACCCAAGCUUUUGAAAGGGCUUGUCUUCUCUAGCAGAGAGCAGGAGGAGUACGUGGCAGCUGUCUAAUAAAGCUGAUGGUUUCUGGAGACAGUGUGUCCCAAACUGUCCUGGUGCCAUGGCCAUGGGGAGUGUGAACAUCCCACCAGUUUGAUAAUAACAAAGGAACCUGUGAUAAAGGCCCACAAUACAUACCUAAUCACCUUUCCUCAUAGCUCCAUUCCCUAGCUUUCUAUAGUUCUUCCUUACAGACUCCUAUAUGGGUCAUGGAGUGACUUGCUUCCCUACUGGAGCAGUGGGAAGCAGAAACCAAGAGGACAGCAAGUGAGGUGAACUGGCCAGCCUGGGGGGGGGGGUUCCUCUCCCCCAAGUGACCCAUUUCCUCCAUCAACAAGGUUGUACAACCUUGCCAAACAGCACGACCAGCAGGGGACCAGGUAUAAAAACAUGAGCCUCUGGGGAACACUUUACAUUUAAUCCGCACCACCUUGCAGAUGGAAUUCAAACACAGGAAAAUGAGACAUGGUAGGGCCCGUUCUGUUUUACUCAAGCUCUCACACUGCCAGAGUCCAUUCCAACUAACUCAGUUGGUCAAUAUUUGCUUUUAAUCUACAAUUAUCUAGAGCCACAAUCCUAGCCCACAGCAGAGGUUACUGUCUUAAUCUUGGCUACACACUAAAACUCCCAACCAAUUCAAGGAAAAGCAAGUGAUGGUGGAGCUCGUCUUUUGAAGCUUUCCAGAAAUUCUGUCAAGUAGUCAAAGCUGAGAAACGCCGUUUUAAGCGAAUCCGAGCUACCUAAAUCCAGGAGCCUGCCGCUUUCCUUUUGACCGUGCCCUGGGCCAGGAUGGCCCCGGGUCCUAGGUGGUCCCUCCUCCUCUACAAGGCCAUCCUCAAGCCCCUGACCCAUCAACAGCCUUGGUGAAGGUAGAAAACAGGCUGGCGCGAGAGUGACACCUUGUGGUUCCCAAGUGAAAUUGCUUUUCAACUGGCACAUUCCCUGGACUAAAAGUCAUGGCAGAGCCUGCGCGGGAGGAUGCUCCGCGAACUGAACUGAAUUCCUGGGGGCCUCGUUGUCUCAACAUUGGCUUUUGUUUUAUCUGCCCAGCUGUUCCCACACCCUAGAGAGCACCUGGCAUCAAGCUGCACCCUACACCGGCCUGCUGCCAUUCAUUGCCACUGAGAAAGACACACAGACUGGCUCUGCUAGACCAGCUGCGCAGGCGCAGGCAGAGGGAGGCAGUGUUUGAUUCUCGCCUGCCCACGGGCUCGACUUGUUUUCUGUGCCCGCACCGAUGAUGUCGCUGCAGCUCACCCACAUGCCAGCGCGUUGAUGCCCAAGGCUUCUGCCUUCAUCUGCUCUGGCUGCAAUAACAAA